AUGGGCCUUCUCUCCGUGGAGAAGGCCCGUCCUCUGGUCCUCCACUCCCCGCCGGCGAGGGCGUCGCGGUGGCUGAACCUUGACCGAGCGAGCUUCCUUGAGCAUCGAACCAGACAAGCCCAGGCGCAGUUCUCCCACCAGACGGCGGAGUUUGGGACCAGUGCAAUGCAAAGGGGCCAUCGGCCUGAGGCACGCUUCAAGGGGUCAAUCGCAGCAUCGCAGAUCCUUUCAACUCCCUUCGGCUGUCUCCAGACUUGGUGA
Penicillium oxalicum is the source of this 261-nucleotide messenger RNA. RefSeq lists its product as uncharacterized. The record is from RefSeq and is a predicted model, not a curated record. NCBI's taxonomy places the organism in Eukaryota, Fungi, Ascomycota, Eurotiomycetes, Eurotiales, Aspergillaceae. The transcript has a single exon. The coding region runs from base 1 to 261 and encodes 86 amino acids.